Messenger RNA from Trypanosoma grayi, 324 nucleotides. RefSeq lists its product as hypothetical. The record is from RefSeq and is a predicted model, not a curated record. Bases 1 to 324 code for a protein of 107 amino acids. NCBI's taxonomy places the organism in Eukaryota, Euglenozoa, Kinetoplastea, Trypanosomatida, Trypanosomatidae. The transcript has a single exon.
AUGUGUAGGAUAAUUUCAUUGCCUGGAUUCUUUCCAUUCAGUGUGAAGGUGCGUCCGCCAAUUGUGGAGAAUUGGGAAGAGUGCUGUGCUACCAGCAGUGAAUUUUACAGGAGGCCAGACGCUAAGGAAAAUCCAGAAGCAAAAAAACCAGUAAACAAGUUUGCAAUUAUUCCAGCACCUUCCCAUGAGCAGUGCUUUCUAGAUUGGGUUUUUAAGACCAAACGGGUCCUAAAAAAGCAUGUGGACACGUUCAACGUGAAAACGGCGGGCGUCCGUAAUAAGAAUAUUUUGCAACUUCGCGAGAAAAAGAAAAACAACUUGUAG